AAAUGGGGUGAGAGUUAGUCAGCAGCCACUAUAAGAGAAAACAAGGUGGUUCUUUUAGGAUCAAAGGGGUUUUGUCGGGUAGAGUAAGCUUGGGUGUACUGGGGUGUACUAGGGACUCCUAUUGGAGUGUGGUUUGAGUGAUUUAGGCUAUUCAAAUCUCUUGUAAAUCAUUGAUUUCAUAGUGGAUUUGGUGUUCUCCUUCUCCUGUGGAUGUAGCUAUCACAAAUUGUGGUAGUGAACCACGUAAAUUGCUGUGUUUGCUAUUUUUCUACACUUUGUUUUCUUCUUCAUUUAUCUGUUGUGCAUCUUAAUUCAACUCACAAGUGGUAUCAGAGCUUUGGACAAACACAUACUAGGUGUUUGAUAAAAUUCCUAAGUGAAGUUGUAGAGUUGUUUAGGUUGUCUUGUAUUUGGUCUCUCUUCUCAAAUACACUAUGACUGGCAUCAAGCUCAAAGUGGCAAUGUUUGAUGGUACUGGUGAUUUUGGAUUAUGGCGUGUUAAGGCCAAAUCACUGUUGGUUCACCAAAGUGCAGUCAAGGAGACCGCAGCUAAGGAUCUUUGGGAGGCUUUGGAGAGGAAGUACAUGGGUAAAUCACUCCAUAACAAGCUUUAUUGCAAGCAAAGACUUUAUCUACUCCAGAUGCAAGAAGGCACUUCCAUAACUUCUCAUAUUAAUGCUUUUACCAAGGUAAUGCUUGGUCUUGAGAAUUGUGGUGUUGAGAAUAAUGAUGAAACCCAAGCUAUUCUUUUGUUGGCAUCAUUACACCCAUCACUUGAGAGUUUCAAAGACUCCAUGUGUUAUGGCAAAGAGACAAUUUCUUUAUCUAAUGUGAAGGAGGCCUUGAAAACUAAAGAAUUAAAAGCCAAGAAUGAAGCCUCAACUAGUGAAAACAAGGAUGAAGGCUUGGUUGUGAGAGGAAGAACUUUAGAAAAAGGGAAUCGCUGCUCAAAGUCUAGAUCGAAGUCUAGAGGAAAGUCUAGAACCUAUGUUUAUUAUGGUUGUGGUGAAAAGGGUCACAUUAAAAGGAAUUGUCCAAAUAGAAGGCAAGACCAAAAACAAGAGCAAAAGAGCAACAAUGAAAAGCAAGCUGAAGCCAGUGUAGUGGAGGUUGAUGAUAAAUGGUUUGCUACUUACAAUGAAGUUAAGUGUGCUGAUGUCUUAAUGGGAGAUGAUCACCCUUGUAAGGUGAAGGGCAUUGGUAUGGUUCUACUCAAAAUGCAUGAUGGUGUUGUGAGAGAAUUAACAGAGGUUAGGCAGGUUUCGAACAUGUGGAAGAGCUUGAUCUCUUUGAGUGCCCUAGAUACUAAUGGGUACACUUUUUCUGGUGGAGGUGGAGCUAUGAAAGUUGUUAAAGGUUCUCUUGUGGUCAUGAAGGGUUGGAAGGAUAAAAAGUUUUAUGUGCUGCAAGGCUCUACAGUUAUUGGUUCAACUAAUGUUGUUUCUUCAUUAUCAAAUAAGGACUUGACCAAAUUGUGGCAUAUGAGCUUGGAAUUGUGUGAGCAUUGCUUGUAUGGGAAGCAAACUAAAGCAAGCUUUAAUACGAGAGUUCAUCAGUCCAAAGAACCUCUUGAUUAUAUCCAUUCUGAUCUUUGGGGUCCUUCUAAGAAGAUGUCUGUUGGCCGUGCCUUAUAUAUGCUUACUUGCAUCGAUGAUCACUCAAGGAAGGUUCUAGUUGAGAAUCAUAAAGGCAAGAAAAUCAAUAGUUUGAGAACAGACAAUGGACUUGAGUUCUGUAACCAAGAGUUCAAUGAGUAUUAUAAGAAUGAAGGAAUUGCUAGACCUCGAACAGUUCCUAGAACUCCACAACAAAAUGGAGUGGUAGAGCACAUGAAUAGGACCAUCAUGGAGAGGGUUAGAUGGAUACAAGGUUUGGGACCGGUGAUUAGAAGAGCAUUUAUUUCUCAUGAUGUUAUUUUUGAUGAAAAUGCUAUACUUAACCCCAAUGUGGAGAAUGGAGUUAUUGAUGCAGGUGCUGAUACAAAAUGGGGUUCAAAAUCAAAGGUGAAAUUUCAACUAGGCCUUGAAUCUCAAAAGGUGUCUAGUUCUCUUCUUCCUCCACAAGCUCAAGUGAGUCAUGGUUAUGAUAGAAGCAUGUAUGAUCAAUGUGUCUACCUUAGAAAGCUUGUUGAUGGCACUUUUAUCUAUUUGUUACUUUAUGUUGAUGACAUGUUGAUUAUUGCCAAGAGAAAGGAAGACAUUGACAAGUUAAAGAAAGAGAUGAGUAGUGAGUUUGAAAUGAAGGAUUUGGGUCAAGCAAAAAGGAUCCUUGGUAUGGAGAUACAUAGGGAUAGGCAUGGUGGAACAAUUAAGCUUUCACAAAAGAAAUUUGUUGAAAAGGUUCUUGAACAUUUCAACAUGAGAGAUGCCAAACCUGUGAGUACUCUUUUAGCAUCUCAUUUCAAAUUGUCAACUUGGUUAUGUCCUCAGUCAGAUGAAGAUCUUGAGUACAUGUCUCAUGUUCCAUAUUCUAGUGCGGUGGGUAGCAUGAUGUAUGCUAUGGUUUGUACUCGACCGGAUAUUUCACAUGCAGUUAGUGUUGUGAACAUGUAUAUGUCUAAUCCUGUUAAGGAACAUUGGACAAUAGUGAAGUGGAUCUUGAGAUACUUGAAAGGCACUAUAGGAACUUGUGUUGAGUUCAAGAAAGAUGGGACAUGUACAGUAGCUUUGUCUACUACUGAAGUAGAGUAUAUGGCAAUGGUAGAGGCUUUUAAGGAAGCAAUAUGGUUGAGAGAACUUGUUGGGGAGUUUAGCUUGGAUUGUGUUGCUAUUGAUGUGCAUUGUGAUAGCCAAAGUGCUAUUUGUUUGGCUGAGGACUACAUGUUUCAUGAGAGAACAAAGCACAUUGAUGUGAGGAUCAAAGGGGUUUUCUCGGGUAGAGUGAGCUUGGAUGUACUGGGGACUCCUAUUGGAGUGUGGUUUGAGUGAUUUUGGCUAUUCAAAUCUCUUGUAAAUCAUUGAUUUCAUAGUGGAUUUGGUGUUCUCCUUCUCCCGUGGAUGUAGCUAUCACAAGUUGUGGUAGUGAACUGCAUAAAUUACUGUGUUUGCU
Molecule: messenger RNA, 3048 nt
Organism: Rubroshorea leprosula
Lineage: Eukaryota; Viridiplantae; Streptophyta; Magnoliopsida; Malvales; Dipterocarpaceae
Source: the annotation of a GenBank genome assembly